Messenger RNA from Lolium rigidum, 570 nucleotides. Its product is annotated as PTI1-like tyrosine-protein kinase 2. The record is from RefSeq and is a predicted model, not a curated record. Gene Ontology annotation, biological process: protein phosphorylation. Gene Ontology annotation, molecular function: protein kinase activity; ATP binding. The transcript has 4 exons. Lineage: Eukaryota; Viridiplantae; Streptophyta; Magnoliopsida; Poales; Poaceae. The coding region runs from base 112 to 570 and encodes 152 amino acids.
AUCAAAUCCAGAAACAUACUUAUCUUUGAGAACGAUGUUGCAAAGAUUGAGUACCUUGGUGUCUCUGGAGACCCUUGUACGAGUGACUAUGAUCCAUUCGAGGAGUUCAGCAUGAAGUGUGAUAUCUACAGCUUUGGGGUGGUGCUAUUGGAAAUUUUAACUGGGCAACUAGCUGAAGAUUGUAAUUUACCGGGACAGAGCAAGUAUAGACCACUAGUGACAUGGACUAUACAAAAAAUUAGCACAGGAAAUGUGGAGCAAUGCGUGGAUCCAUCGCUUGGAGGGCUAUACUCUCUUGAGGCUGUUGACGAGAUGGCUUCACUUGCAGCAGACUGUGUGCAGGGCAAUGCGAAUUCCCGGCCCAGCAUGAGCAAGGUUGUCGAGACUUUGAGCUCCUUAUCGACCAUCACGUCAGGCAGUCUACCCAGAGAAAUCCCCCGGAGAACCCCGCCCCCGCCCCCGUCCCCGUCCCCAUCCCCGUCCCCAUCCCAGCCCCGCUGGUAUUGGUUUGGUGGUGUCCUAUAUGCUUCUACAGAGGGCGUUGUCUACGACACUCCGUCCUCAAUAUAA